AUCUCGAAUAUUGUAAGUUGUCUGCCAUUAUUGGCUUUAGAUUGUUUUGGCUGACGAGGAGUUGGAAAAAGGAAAAAAACAUCACAUGGCCAGAUGAAAAUCGCCUUUGGAACAAGAGAAAAUUUGGCAUAGCUGCAACUAUAAAAACUGCUUUGGAUCAUAUUCAUUCGCUAUAAUAUACUUUAAAAAGAAAAAUCAAAGGCCCAAAAUGCGGUAUCAGAGACUGCAUAAUUGCUGUAGCAAGAGACCUGUCAAGAGAGGUCUUUGGUCCCCUGAUGAAGAUUUGAAACUCACCAGAUAUAUCCGUGGUCAUGGAGCAGGCAACUGGCCUUCUCUUCCUGACAGAGCUGGAUUGGAGCGUUGUGGCAAGAGUUGCAGGCUCAGGUGGAUGAAUUACCUGAGGCCAGGUAUCAAACGAGGGGAAUUCUCUGUGGAGGAAGAGAACACCAUCAUCUUCCUUCAUACUCUGUUGGAUAACAGAUGGGCUCAGAUUGCUAGGCACUUGCCAGGAAGGACAGACAGUGAAAUCAAGAACUACUGGCACAGCCGCCUUAAGAAAAAGGAGGCUUUUGCUUCAACUUCUACUCAUGAUGCUUCCAACUCUUUCACACCCUCAAGUGAUGUAGAUGUGCAGUACUACUUGCCUCCUGCCGCCAUUGAUGACAGCAUUGCUUCUUUUCAGCUUUCCACUAAUGACCUCCAGUGCUGUGUUGAGUGGAUGGAUUCACUGCAACACCAAUUAUCACAAGAUAAUGUCAUUUUCUUGGAAACAUACCCCAGAUUGCAGGCCUCAUCAUAUGACACUCUGCUCUAUAACGAAGAUCCCAACAUUCCAGAUGCCAUGGCUCAUUCAAUCAUUAUAAACCAGUUGGAUGCCUCCAGUUGAUGGGAACUUUCGGUAGAGCAGUGAACCACUUCAAUGUUUCAGAAGUGAAAAAUUAUGGCGUGCACAAGUAUUAAAUGAAAAUCCCACUAUAUUCAUUACAUCUCAUCUUUUAGAAGAGCAUAUGACUGUUAUAUUAUCUCUUUUACAAAUGUAUGGCUGUAUUCUAUCAUCUCUUAUACAAAUAUAUGAUUAUGUUGUAUCAUUUCUUAUACCAACAUGCAUAAAUAAGACUGUAUUAUAUCA
Cryptomeria japonica (Japanese cedar) is the source of this 1129-nucleotide messenger RNA. RefSeq names its product transcription factor MYB61. Bases 209 to 886 code for a protein of 225 amino acids. NCBI's taxonomy places the organism in Eukaryota, Viridiplantae, Streptophyta, Pinopsida, Cupressales, Cupressaceae. The transcript has 3 exons. The record is from RefSeq and is a predicted model, not a curated record.